This is a messenger RNA of Saxophila tyrrhenica, 954 nucleotides long. RefSeq lists its product as uncharacterized. Lineage: Eukaryota; Fungi; Ascomycota; Dothideomycetes; Mycosphaerellales; Extremaceae. Gene Ontology annotation, molecular function: lipase activity. Bases 1 to 954 code for a protein of 317 amino acids. The record is from RefSeq and is a predicted model, not a curated record. The transcript is spliced from 3 exons.
AUGCCUUUCACAAUGCACCCAGAAGUAGGAGCAACCCUAUUCGCACUCUUCGGUGCCAACCCACCCAAAUCACCCGCCGGCGACGUCAAAGGCCGUCGCGAAGCACUCGACGGCAUGUUCGACAUGCUCGCCGACCAGGGCCCCAAAAUCUCCGGCGUCGAGUCCAAAGACUUCACCACCAAAACCUCAGACGGCCACGAGAUGAUCCUACGCUGGUACACCAAAACCGGCGCCACUCCACCCGGCAGCGCCGUCCUCUACGCCCACGGCGGCGGCAUGAUCGCGCUCAAAAUCGAGCACUACGACGAAGUCGUCAAGCGCUACGUCUUCCGCACCGGCGUGCCGUUCCUCAUGGUCGACUACCGUCUCUGCCCCGAAGUGCAAGCCCCUGUUCCCGUGACCGACACCUACGCCGGGCUGAAAUACCUCGUCGACCACGCCUCGGAGCUCGGGGUCGACCCCUCGCGCAUCGGAAUCAUGGGCGACAGCGCCGGCGGCGGCAUCUCCGCAUCCCUGGCACACUACAUCAAGCUCAAAGGCGGACCGGCGGUGAAGCGGCAGAUUCUGAUUUAUCCGAUGUUGGACGAUAAGAACGUGGAAGUGGAUGAGAAUAUCGCUCCGUACGCGACUUGGAGCUACGAUGAUAAUAUCACGGGCUGGCAGGCGCUGCUGGGCGAUAAGAUGGGUAAGGAGAAUGUGGAUCCGAUUGAGGCGGCGGGGAGGAUGACGGUGAAGGAUGCGAGGGGGUUGCCGCCUGCUUAUAUCGAUGUCGGUGAGCUGGACAUCUUCCGCGACGAAGACCUGCAGUACGCUUCGACGCUCGGCAAGGCAGGCGUGGAAUGCGAGUUCCACAUGUAUCCAGGCGUGCCGCAUGCGUGGGGCGAGUUCGUGCCGGAACUGCAGAGUGCUCGCGAUGCGAUGGAGAACAGGUGCAGGGUAAUUUCGUCGCUGUAG